CGAGGAUCCGGAGGAGUAGGGGAUUUUUCCGAGGUUGGGUGGUGUGUACCUAUUCGGCCAAGUUCACUACCUAGGUACUUAGGUACCUGCACUUCCGCCCCGCACGGGCCAUCGGACUGCCCCACCCCCUAGGCAGCCUCCGAUAGGAUGAUAUCGAUCCAGGUGAGACCUCAUUUUGGAAUGUCAAGAACAUGACAAUACAUCACACAUACGCCUCAUCUUGUAGCUAUUACUCCCGGUAUUUGUAUCGAACGCUGGGUCUUUGAGCGUUCAUCAUUGUAUGAAGGGACCGCCCACUGCCUUUUUUUUUUUAAAGAGCACGGGAGAAGAAAACGUAACCAAAGACAUCACACAUACACACCACUAUUCGAGCGCUACCGUGCUCUGCACGAACUAAAAAUUGUGAAUAGCCUCAUCGUGUAGUGUGGACUCAAUCGACCCUGCAUACACACUAUUCGUACUGGACCAUUGGUGACCCCAGUAUCUGAAAAUAUGGUUUAGGUUGGGACUUAUACUUUCGUACCCAUCACCAAAUAACCCCCCCCCCCCCGCCGUUCGGAAACUGCAGUUGGCUAAGAGGCAGAUGCAUGGGAUACUAGCGGUGCCCGAAGGGCAGAAGGCGAUUGUCGUAGACGAGACAGGGAACCUCGCCAUCUCGCACAAUGUGCCAAUACCGCAAAUUGAGCCUGAUAUGCUACUCAUCCGCACGGAAGCAGUGGCUCUCAACCCGGUGGAUGUCAAAUUUUCGGGCUCCAUGGCCAGCCCGGGGACGGUUGCCGGUUGUGAUUUCGCUGGGACGGUAAUUGCAAUUGGCACCGGAGUUACGAAAUUCUCGAUAGGGGACCGAGCAGCUGCAGUUGUGCCAGGAUCCAAUCCGACAGCGCCGCAAGUAGGGGCCUUUUCCGAGUUCUCUGUAGCUUAUGAGGACUUUGCAUGGAAGCUCCGUGAUGAUAUGGCGUUCGAGAAAGCUGCCACGCUGGGCACAAGCGUUACGGUCGCUGGGUACGCGCUCUUCUACUCCCUAGAAAUCCCAGGUCACCCGGAAAAGCCGGUAGAGACUUCACCGAUGCCAUACGUCCUCGUGUACGGAGGCAGUACCGCGUCCGGGACUAUGGCAAUCCAACUGGUGCGCAAAUCGGGAAUGAUACCCAUCACAACAUGCUCCCCGAGGAACUUUGCCCUCGUCCAAGAAUACGGUGCUGAGAAAGUAUUUGAUUAUCACGAUCCGACGAGUCCCGGGGAAAUACGGAGUUACACAAAAAACGCCCUGUACUACGCGCUGGACUGUUUCUGUGAUGCUGCAAGCAUGGCGUUUUGCUACGCGGCCAUCGGCCGCGCCGGCGGCAAGUAUACCACACUCGAGCCGUUCCAUCCUGAAAUUGGCGACACGCGCAGGGCGAUUACACCACAGUGGGUCAUCAAUUCAGCGAUCCUCGGGAAAGCAGUAGGUUGGAAAGAGCCGUACGGCGUGCAGCCCGAUCCGCAUAUACACGAUUUUGGAAAGGAAUGGUCCCGGUGUGUGCAGCGGAUGCUCGAUGCGCGCGAGAUUGCAACCCAUCCGAUCAGGGUUCACGAGCAGGCUGGUUUGGAAGGCAUACUGGAAGGGGUUGACCUGGUUAAGGGGCACGCCAUAUCUGGGGAGAAACUGGUAUAUAAGACAGCCAAGGCCUGACCUAAACCAAACCCAGAGUAAAAUACUAUAGGGUGUGAGGUUGACUUAAAGCAUGCAGUGCCGCCUCUCUAGUGACAUGCCGAGGUCUUCCGUAAUGAGCUACCGAAUCGGACUCCUGGCCAGAAGCCAGGAUUUCUUUGGAAAUUUCAUGAUCUCUGUGUAGGCCGGGCCAUGGUGAGUUUUCGCGCCAACAAGCCCUCCUUCAGCUAGACCUGAAUAGCCAGUGCUGCCAACGCCUUCGCCAAAGGGAUACUCGAAACCAAUAUUCAAGUGCUUGACCUCAAAUUUCCAAGUCUUGCCCCCUGCAGGAGAGUGUAAAGUGAGUCUAAACCCAGUGGCCUUGUCUGCAAGCUGUUCCGUGGUGAUGCCAUCAGCUCCGUACAACUUCCGCACCUGCAUCCAGUCCUCAUUUUCGUGUGGUGCCGCUCUCCUUGUGCUGAAAAUGACCUUUCCAUCCUCUGCCAUUAUCACAGAUGGAACGAUGGUAUCAUGCUCACGAUUCGAACCAAACUCGACGAGCGACAGUGCGUACGGCCCAGUAUGCAGCCGGACCGCUGUCAUGCUGGCGACACAGGUAUACCAGCUAUACGCGCCCCAAAGACGCUCGUGGCCACCCAUGCCUAUCCAGGACACAGCUUCGCCAGCGACGACUCCGUCGAUGCGGGCGUCCGCCACGGGGACCGGCUCAACCCAGUGGAAGAACGGGACAGGCUCAGUGUCGCCGUUUGAGGAAGGCCAGAUCUCGUUGUUUGCAUAUCGUGGUGGCGCAAGCGAGUUCAUGCUGAUUGCGGCUUUCUCCUCUGGCCCAUCCAUAGAAAUCCGGGUUUGCGACAUGUCGUCGGAAACUUCGAAACUGUAUGUCCAGUCAUGGCCUCGCCACACCCCACGGGUCCCACGACCAGCACACGUCUCAAUCGUCGAGGACUCGGCAUAGUGGACGACGGCGUGUCUCGUCCCGUUUGGAAAGGCGUAUUCGAAAUAGAACCGCAGGUUACCGGUCCCCAUGAAGGCAAAACUUGUGUCACGGUAGAAGCCAAUCAUAAAAGCCUGUCUUCCGUCUUCCGAUAUGCCAUCGAAUUCCCACUGUUCUCCGGUGGUUGUGUUCAAAGGCUCAACGCUAGGCUUUUCGAAGUGAUCUAGCGGGUUUGUUGAGAGAAAUAUUGGUGCGCCUCUCCUCGCCUCAUCGUAUCUUGACAUGUGACUGAUUGUGCAGUUUUCGGAUUCCAAGGGGAUCUGCUCAGAGGCCCAUGCAUCUGGAAACCUGAUAUCACCUGCAACAGCGGCUGCUACCAGCCCGGACAGGCCGAGCAGCAUCUUCUGUUGUCGGGACCUCAUGGCAAGUAGAUCGUUGCUUUCAGGUACAAAGAUGUCGACGUGCGUACUUCGUGCCUCAUCGUUAUGAUCUCAGUGUUG
Molecule: messenger RNA, 3085 nt
Organism: Diaporthe batatas
Lineage: Eukaryota; Fungi; Ascomycota; Sordariomycetes; Diaporthales; Diaporthaceae
Exons: 2
Coding region: 584-1672 (362 amino acids)
Molecular function (GO): oxidoreductase activity, acting on NAD(P)H
Source: RefSeq, a predicted model, not a curated record